This is a messenger RNA of Centrocercus urophasianus (Greater sage-grouse), 3653 nucleotides long. It is a transcript of the gene GABBR2, whose product is annotated as gamma-aminobutyric acid type B receptor subunit 2. Gene Ontology annotation, biological process: G protein-coupled receptor signaling pathway; gamma-aminobutyric acid signaling pathway. The coding region runs from base 1 to 2811 and encodes 936 amino acids. Lineage: Eukaryota; Metazoa; Chordata; Aves; Galliformes; Phasianidae. Gene Ontology annotation, molecular function: G protein-coupled GABA receptor activity. Gene Ontology annotation, cellular component: membrane; G protein-coupled receptor heterodimeric complex. The record is from RefSeq and is a predicted model, not a curated record. The transcript has 19 exons.
AUGCAUCCCUCUGCGCGGAGCCCGGCCGCCGCCACCUCCAGCCCUGCCAUGCUGCUGCUGCUCCUGUGCCUGGGCUGGGUGCCGCCGGGCUGGGGCUGGUCGCGGGGCAGCUCCCGGGGGGCUGCUGGCUUGCCCCCCAACGCCACCACGCCGAUCUCCAUCAUGGGCUUGAUGCCGCUCAGCCAGUCCGAGGAGGACCAGAAGAGCAGGAUCGGCCGGGGGGUGCUGCCCGCCGUGCAGCUGGCCAUGGAUCAGAUCCGCAACGAGUCCCUGCUCAACCCCUAUUUCCUGGACCUGCGCCUCUACGACACGGAGUGUGACAAUGCAAAGGGACUCAAAGCCUUUUAUGAUGCAAUAAAAUAUGGACCUAAUCAUCUGAUGGUUUUUGGUGGUGUAUGUGCAACCGUUACCUCUAUCAUUGCUGAAUCUCUAAAAGGAUGGAACUUGGUUCAGCUUUCAUUUGCAGCAACAACCCCAGAGUUGGCUGACAAGAAAAAAUAUCCUUAUUUCUUCCGGACAGUGCCAUCUGAUAAUGCAGUGAAUCCAGCAAUUUUGAAGUUGCUCAAGUAUUACCAAUGGAAGAGAGUAGGAACUUUAACCCAGGAUGUACAAAGGUUCUCUGAGGUGAGGAAUGAUCUGACUGGUGUUCUGUAUGGUGAAGAUAUUGAGAUUUCAGAUACUGAGAGUUUCUCCAAUGACCCUUGCACAAGCGUAAAGAAGCUUAAGGGUAAUGACGUUCGGAUAAUCCUUGGCCAGUUUGAUGAGGAAAUGGCUGUGAAAGUUUUCUGCUGUGCUUACGUUGAAGAAAUGUAUGGCAGCAAGUAUCAGUGGAUUAUUCCAGGGUGGUAUGAAAAUCUUUGGUGGGAAUCCUGGAUUAAUUCUUCACAGUGUCUCAGCAAAAAUCUUCUUGCAGCCAUGGAAGGUUAUAUUGGAGUGGAUUUUGAGCCUCUCAGUUCAAAAAUGAAUAAGACCAUAUCAGGAAGGACUCCACAACAAUAUGAAAGGGAAUACAACGCAAAGCGUGGUGAUGGACAAUCCAGCAAAUUUCAUGGUUACGCCUAUGACGGAAUAUGGGUGAUUGCCAAGACCUUGCAGCGUGCAAUGAAGUAUCUCAAUGCCACCAACAAGCACCAAAAAAUUGAAGAUUUUAAUUAUACAAAUCACAAACUUGGCAAAAUUUUUCUGGAUGCUAUGAAUGAAACAAACUUUUUCGGAGUAACAGGUCAAGUUGUUUUCAGGAAUGGAGAGAGGAUGGGAACCAUCAAAUUUACGCAGUUCCAAGAAAGAAAGGAAGUGAAGGUGGGAGAGUACAAUGCUGUAGCUGACACUCUGGAAAUAAUCAACAACAGCAUCAGGUUCCAAGGACUUGAACCUCCAAAGGACAAAACAAUUAUACAGGAGGAGCUACGGAAGAUCUCUCUACCACUCUACAGCAUCCUUUCAGCCCUCACAAUCCUGGGAAUGAUAAUGGCCAGUGCUUUCCUGUUCUUUAACAUCAAAAACAGAAAUCAGAAAUUAAUAAAGAUGUCCAGUCCCUACAUGAACAACCUUAUUAUCCUUGGAGGAAUGCUUUCUUAUGCAUCUAUUUUUCUUUUUGGUCUUGAUGGAUCCUUUGUCUCUGAAAAGACAUUUGAAACACUCUGCACAGUCCGAACAUGGAUUCUUACAGUGGGAUAUACAACUGCAUUUGGUGCAAUGUUUGCAAAAACAUGGAGAGUUCAUGCCAUUUUCAAAAAUGUAAAAAUGAAGAAAAAGAUCAUUAAAGACCAGAAGUUAAUGGUGAUAGUUGGAGGGAUGCUACUCAUUGAUCUUUGCAUCUUGAUUUGCUGGCAGGUUGUGGAUCCUUUAAGAAGGACAGUGGAAAAGUAUAACAUGGAGCCGGACCCUGCAGGCAGAGACAUCUCCAUCCGACCCAUCUUGGAGCACUGCGAGAACACUCACAUGACAAUUUGGCUUGGGAUUGUCUACGCAUAUAAAGGGCUCCUGAUGUUAUUUGGUUGUUUCUUAGCCUGGGAAACACGAAAUGUCAGCAUUCCUGCUUUGAAUGACAGCAAAUACAUCGGAAUGAGCGUAUACAAUGUCGGGAUUAUGUGCAUUAUUGGUGCUGCUGUUUCAUUUCUUACUCGGGACCAACCCAACGUGCAGUUCUGCAUUGUUGCUUUAGUCAUAAUUUUCUGCAGUACCAUCACUCUCUGCCUUGUGUUUGUACCUAAGCUCAUCACAUUGCGGACAAAUCCCGAUGCAGCCACGCAGAACAGAAGAUUUCAGUUCACUCAAAAUCAAAAGAAAGAAGACUCAAAAACAUCGACGUCGGUCACCAGUGUCAAUCAGGCCAGCACCUCUCGACUAGAAGGACUGCAGUCAGAGAACCACCGCUUGAGAAUGAAAAUUACAGAGCUGGACAAAGACCUAGAAGAGGUCACAAUGCAGCUUCAGGACACACCUGAGAAAACAACGUACAUUAAGCAGAACCACUAUCAGGAUCUCAAUGACAUUCUCAGUAUACGGAACUUUACAGACAGCAAAGAUGGUGAGAAAGCAAUCUUGAAAAAUCAUCUUGAUCAAAAUCCACCAGCACAAUGGGGCACAUCAGACCCUUCCAGAACAAGCAAAGAUCCUAUAGAAGACAUCAACUCUCCAGAACACAUACAGCGUCGGCUGUCCUUGCAGCUGCCCAUCCUCCACCACGCCUACCUGCCCUCCAUAGGAGGAGUUGACGCGAGUUGUGCCAGCCCCUGCGUAAGCCCCAGCGCCAGCCCUCGGCACAGGCACGUGCCACCCUCCUUCCGAGUGAUGGUUUCUGGGCUGUAGGAAGGAGAGAUCAGUGCUUCCUGAACUGCUUUUAAGUACUCAAAGACUGGUCUAAACAUCUGACAUAGAACUCUGCUACAAGCACGUGACAUUGGCUCUGAGCACAGAGAAACUACUGCUGAGGCCACCGCCACAGGAGUGCCAGGGUAGCUCAUGUGGGAAGGCGAAGGAGGAGGACGCGAGGAGCUUGAUCUGUAGCCUUAUUCAUGGAGUUUUUAUUUCUUCACGUAGAAGUCACUGAAAACAUUUCUUCCCAAAUUUCUACUAGCAACAAGGAGGCUGGGAAAUACGAAUCUAGCAAAAAAGACUCUAGGAAAAACACUCAAAUGUCACUGAGCUUUACGUGGCUGCUGAGAACAUGCAAUUCUAUACUGUAUCCAUGUAAGGAAAAAUACAGUGAUUGAGCUAUAAUGUAUUUAUUGAAAUAGAUACACUCAUUUUUACAAGAGUUGUGUUAAAUUGCUGGAAACAUUCUGCACUGGUUAGUCUUGCUCGUUUUCAUUUCAGGGAUGAUGUUCUGUAGGAAAGAAGGAAUGUGAGAAAUGAUUCCUCGGGUGCCAUUGAGACUGCAGGGUCACCUCAAACUAACAACGGUACAGGAAGCCCGAGCAGGGGCUGAAGUUACAACAGGAGAGAGCUGCUGUUGGAAUCACAGUACUUUGCCCUUCUCCAGGGAUGGCAGCCACUGCUGGCCAUCGGCAGCUUCGGUUUAAUGAGGUCUCAGAGCAAGCACCACCAUCCAUAAUGUACUAAACUGCCUGGAAAAGUCCUCGGGCUGAGGACAGCUGGGUAGUAAAGUCUUAAUGUCACAGGAUGGAUUGUUUUUCAUAGUUUGUUUGAAU